This is a messenger RNA of Pseudogymnoascus verrucosus, 1007 nucleotides long. RefSeq lists its product as uncharacterized. NCBI's taxonomy places the organism in Eukaryota, Fungi, Ascomycota, Leotiomycetes, Thelebolales, Thelebolaceae. The transcript has a single exon. The coding region runs from base 147 to 821 and encodes 224 amino acids. The record is from RefSeq and is a predicted model, not a curated record.
CUACAACGGAAUCUUAUACCGUCCCCAAGUCGGAAAUUGAGGUGCUAUCUCAAGAAAUCAAUGACGACUUUGGGUCCUAUCGCAUACGGGCCGGACAAAGAGUUCACUAUGUGACAAUUCCAACUAACGUCUUUGAUGAUGACACAAUGUGUCGUCCUCACCUGCUCAUACCCCAACUACCCAACUUUCCAGGCAAGAAUUGGACAACCAUGGAAGUGACCCGCAAGCCAGACGGCCCCUUGGAAUCCAAACUCUCACAUGAGCCCUUGCCAGCCGUACGGAUGACAUGGCAUCCGAAGACCAUCGACUUGCUCUCUUUAGAGAAAGUCAAACAGCACCGAUCUGGAGUCCACGAAGUACUAUAUUCGGGCCUUCCAGCCAUUUGCAAAAUUGCUUGUUUCGGUUGGCAAAUUCCUAGAAUCGAGCACGAGACCUACACAUACUCAGCAGUCGAAGAGUACCGCCAGCCCCCAGAUCCGGUCAUCGCUCCUGCUUUUUUAGGCCAUGUGACGGAGAAUGGACGAGUAAUUGGGAUGCUGCUUGAGAAAUUAAAGGGCGAUUCCGCGUCGACGGAUGAUCUACCAGCAUGUACAAAAGCCCUGGGGAAUUUUCAUCUCAUGAAUACGGUUCAUGGAGAUGUUAACCGCUACAAUUUCAUCAUUGAUCGGUCGAAGGAACCUGUGCAUGUUCGGCUCGUCGAUUAUGAACAUGCGGAACCAUAUGAGGAAUCAAAGGCGCCUGAAGAGCUCCAAUCAUUGUUGUUGGAGCUGGCAGAAACGACUGGGAGAGGUGGAUCGGUUGUAAUAGUCGGUAGUUCUUGAAACCACUUAUUGCCACGCUCCUCAUCUUCGGACCAGUCAGGUCGUGCUAAAGGUGAUGACGAAUCCCGGCCGAUUAGCAGAUUAAUUGAAGCGGGCCCUGUAUGUUUUGCUGUUUAGCUUGCGGCAGUGGGAUCUGUGUUACUCUUGCUUUUAAGAACUAAAGUGAAACUUGGUAUUCAUUCGGUC